AUGAUCAUCAAGGAAGACAUGUGUAAGGAUGGGCUCAUUGCAGCAAGCCGCUUUUGUUCAGACUCUGAAAAUACAAGCAUGGCGACUCCGAAGAAGAAGCGAGAUGUUGAGCAAAUGGAAAUACAAUCUGACGACGACGAUGAUUGUGAUGACGAUUAUGAAGACUCGUCCAGUCAAUGUGAAGAAGACGAAGAUGUUAAUAUGUGUGGGGAAAUGCAAGUAGAUUUUGAAGCCAUGACUCCUUGUGACAGUGAUUAUGAUGGCAUUCGAACCUUGCUUAAUCAGUUGUUCCUGAAAUCAAAUAUAAAUGUUAGUCAAUUAGCAGAAACCAUUAUUUCCCAGAAUUAUGUUGGUUGCGUCAUUAAGCAAUGUGAAGUUCCUGAAGAGGAAGACAGUGAUGAAGAAGUGGAAGAAGAUCCUGUAUUUGGUGUCAUGUCUGUCAUUAACAUGUCAGAAAGAAAGGAUCUGCAAUGUGUGAAAGAAAUAAAACAGUUAAUCUUGUCAAACUGUGAGAAAUCAGCUGCAGAAAAACUGUCAGAAUUCAAGCAUCUUCUAGAUGACAGCAAUAGCAAACAGACUGGUUAUCUCCUCCAUGAGCGUUUCAUAAACAUCCCUUCCACCAUUGCUGUACCAAUGUAUGAAUCUCUCAAGAAAGACUUGGAAAGUGAAAAAGUACAGAAAAUGAAAUAUAAAUUUGAUCAAUACAUUUUCAUUUGUAAAACAUGUCGGCCACAACAGGAAGGGUCUAAAAAUUCUACAAUUGACAUGAAGGAUGUGAUAUUUCUAAAUACAGAAGAGGAAUUUUUGAUGGAGUUUUCCAAAAGUCACUUCACAUAUUCUGUUGCUGCUCAGCGCGAUUCAGUUGUGGAUGGACAGUGGGAAGAUGAAUUGGAAUCCUUGCGGACUGUGAUUGUCAUUGACAGCAAUAAAAUUGACAAUGCUGUGGCAGCAAUGAAAUCGGCCAUUGGAAAGAUUCCUUACAUUAUUCUUCGGCAUUUCCUUACAUUAUUCUUCGGCAGUUCCUUGCAUCAUUCUUCGGCAGUUCCUUUCAUUAUUCUUCGGCAGUUCCUUGCAUCAUUCUUCGGCAGUUCCUUUCAUUAUUCUUCGGCAGUUCCUUGCAUUAUUCUUCGGCAUUUCCUUGCAUUAUUCUUCGGCAGUUCCUUGCAUUAUUCUUCGGCAUUUCCUUGCAUCAUUCUUCGGCAUUUCCUUGCAUUAUUCUUCGGCAGUUCCUUGCAUCAUUCUUCGGCAUUUCCUUGCAUUAUUCUUCGGCAUUUCCUUGCAUCAUUCUUCGGCAGUUCCUUGCAUUAUUCUUCGGCAUUUCCUUGCAUCAUUCUUCGGCAUUUCCUUGCAUUAUUCUUCGGCAGUUCCUUGCAUCAUUCUUCGGCAGUUCCUUGCAUUAUUCAUCAGGCAGUUAGUAAAUUGAACUGA
Molecule: messenger RNA, 1428 nt
Organism: Acanthosepion pharaonis
Lineage: Eukaryota; Metazoa; Mollusca; Cephalopoda; Sepiida; Sepiidae
Source: the annotation of a GenBank genome assembly